AAGUAAUUCCAUGCAAUCUAUUGUUUAGUAGCAUGCCUAAAUCAUGGUUUAUGGCUAUUAUAUAAACCCACAAGAGUUUCCUAUUUCUCUUGUGCAAACACAACAAAAGAGUUUUUUGAUUCUUGAUCUGGUAAUUGCUAGACCAACCCAUGGAUCCCUCUAAGCAAUUGGUCCAUGAAAAGAAACCAAAAUGGGAAGGAAAGGCUUGUGCGGAGCUACAAGGUAGCAAAGCAGAACAAGUAUGGCCUCUCUUGGAAGAUUUCUUUGGCCUAAACAAGUGGUUUCCAACUCUCACCACCUGCUUGCCUAUUGAAGGCAUCUCUGGCCAACCGGGCUGCGUGCGCUAUUGUUCUGGCUUUAGAACACCAGUCAACAGUGGUGAUGAGAUUGUGAAUUGGACUAAGCAGAAACUCCUAUCCAUCGAUCCAAAAAAUAUGACUUUUAGCUAUUCCAUAGUAGAUGGAAAUGUUGGGUUCAACUCUUAUGUGUCGACAGUUAAAGUGGUGCCCCGUGGGGAGCAGGGGUGUGACAUUGAGUGGCGCUAUGAGGUUGAGCCAGUACAAGGGUGGCAACCACAGGAUUUGGAUUGUUUUAUUGGGUCAGGUUUGCAAGUCAUGGCUCAAAGAAUGGAGGAAGCUAUUCUUGCUACUAUUGAAAGUAAUUGAUGCCAUUGUUAAAGUUCUUGUUUCUCAUAUUUGGUGGUUGUUGUACUAGUUUUUGUUAUGUUCAUCAGUGAGUCUUGCAAGCAGGUUUUGCUCUCUCAAAGUGGCAUAUACAAGGCUAUUCACUUAAACAUCACCUUUUUUUUUGUUUGUUUUAAUUAGAUAUAUUUUAGUAAGUUUUCUAGUUGUGUAUUUCUGUUUCAUGAUCUUGGUACGGAGAUCUAAUGAUGGAGGUUUAUAUGUUA
This is a messenger RNA of Camellia sinensis, 907 nucleotides long. Its product is annotated as lachrymatory-factor synthase. Lineage: Eukaryota; Viridiplantae; Streptophyta; Magnoliopsida; Ericales; Theaceae. The record is from RefSeq and is a predicted model, not a curated record.